GGCUGGGAGCAGUGGCUUGUGCCUGUGAUCCCAGCACUUUGGGAGGCCGAGGCAGGCGGAUCACUUGAGGUCAGGAGUUUGACACCAGCCUGGCCAACGUGGCGAAACCCUGUCUCUACUAAAAAUACAAAAAUUUGCCAGGCGUGGUGGCAUGUGCCUGUAAUCCCAGCUACCGAAGAGGCUGAGACAGGAGAAUGGCUUGAAUCCCGGAGACGGAGAUUGCAGUGAGCAGAGAUCGCGCCAUUGCACUCCAGCCUGGGCGACAGAGUGAGACUCCAUUUCAAAAAAAAAAAAAUCUUUAGAGAACAUUCCUACUCAGGCCUUUGAAUGAAGUUUCUUUUAGCAGGCCUUCCCACCUCACAGGGAACAGUGGGACUCAAACAGCAGGAGCAGGAGAAGGAGAAAGCAAGAUAUGGAAAGGAGGAGUAAACACCGGUAGAUUUAUUGGCUCCUGUGGCCCUCUCUUCCUCUCUGGAGUCGCAGUUCUUGCUUUGGACCUCCUCGGUCCUAUCAAUGAGCUGAGCAAUGUCCCUGUUCCUGUCAUGCUAAUGCCAGAUGACUUCAAAGCCUACAGCAAGAUCAAGGUGGACAAUCAUCUCUUCAAUAAGGAGAACCUGCCCAGCCGCUUUAAGUUUAAGGAGUAUUGCCCCAUGGUGUUCCGAAACCUUCGGGAGAGGUUUGGGAUUGAUGAUCAGGAUUACCAGAAUUCAGUGACGCGCAGCGCCCCCAUCAACAGUGACAGCCAGGGCCGGUGUGGCACGCGUUUCCUCACCACCUACGACCGGCGCUUUGUCAUCAAGACUGUGUCCAGCGAGGACGUGGCAGAGAUGCACAACAUCUUAAAGAAAUACCACCAGUUUAUAGUGGAGUGUCAUGGCAAUACCCUUUUGCCACAGUUCCUGGGCAUGUACCGCCUGACCGUGGAUGGUGUGGAAACCUACAUGGUGGUUACCAGGAACGUGUUCAGCCAUCGGCUCACUGUGCAUCGCAAGUAUGACCUCAAGGGUUCUACGGUUGCCAGAGAAGCGAGCGACAAAGAGAAGGCCAAGGACUUGCCAACAUUCAAAGACAAUGACUUCCUCAAUGAAGGGCAGAAGCUGCACGUGGGAGAGGAGAGUAAAAAGAACUUCUUGGAGAAACUGAAGCGGGAUGUUGAGUUCUUGGCACAGCUGAAGAUCAUGGACUACAGCCUGCUGGUGGGCAUCCACGACGUGGACCGGGCAGAGCAGGAGGAGAUGGAGGUGGAGGAGCGGGCAGAGGACGAGGAGUGUGAGAAUGAUGGGGUGGGCGGCAACCUACUCUGCUCCUAUGGCACACCUCCGGACAGCCCUGGCAACCUCCUCAGCUUUCCUCGGUUCUUUGGUCCUGGGGAAUUCGACCCCUCUGUUGAUGUCUAUGCCAUGAAAAGCCAUGAAAGUUCCCCCAAGAAGGAGGUGUAUUUCAUGGCCAUCAUCGAUAUCCUCACGCCAUACGAUACGAAGAAGAAAGCUGCACAUGCUGCCAAAACGGUGAAGCAUGGGGUGAGUCCUCUCCAUCUUCAUCCAGGGCCCAGCUGCGUCGGUGUGUCUGUGCUUGCCCUCAGACCCCAGGGAGGGCAGUCUCAAGCCUCCUGCUCCAAGGAACACACUCCUGUCCCCUUUUUCCCAGGAGAGCAGACUGGAAGAGCAGCCUGCCUGCCUUGCCAUGUUCCCUGCCUUCACCCACCCGCUCCCUGCCAGGCUGGGCCCAGUUUGUUUAUCCCCCAGUUCUCCAGCCCUCGGGGCCAAGCCCGCCAGCGUCUUUCCCCAGGGCCUGCUGGGCCUGUUGUGCAUCUUGUUGAAGGGCGAGUAACAGCUUUGUUUCCAUGCCCAUACUGCUCCCCACAGGCCUGUUUCCCUGUGGUCCUGAAGCCCUGUUCUCCAUGUAGUGGCCCCCACAGAGAUCCAGAGCCGCUUUGCCACCUCCCCACUGCCUUUCUUCUACUUCGGUGCAGGCCUGGGGUUAUAAAUCACAGGAGUGGGGCCAGGACAGUUCAGGACUUGUAUGCCACUUCCUGAGGUGGUCUGCUCAGUCUUGGUGGGGUCGGGGGUGGUAUUCAGCUCUGAUACUGAGUAAGAAGCUUCUGAAUACCCUGGCUCCUCCCAGGUACAGCCUCCUGAUUGGGUCACAGGAACUCAACCUGAAUCAGCCUCUUGUGUAUUACAGGCAGGGGCCGAGAUCUCGACUGUGAACCCUGAGCAGUACUCCAAACGCUUCAACGAGUUUAUGUCCAACAUCCUGACGUAGUUCUCUUCUACCUUCAGCCAGAGCCAGAGAGCUGGAUAUGGGGUCGGGGAUCGGGAGUUAGGGAGAAGUGUGUAUUUGGGCCAGAUGGGAGGGUGGGAGCAAAGUCGGGUUUGGGAGGGCUUUAGCAAUGAGACUGCAGCCUGUGACACCGAAAGAGACUUUAGCUGAAGAGGAGGGGGAUGUGCUGUGUGUGCACCUGCUCACAGGAUGUAACCCCACCUUCUGCUUACCCUUGAUUUUUUCUCCCCAUUUGACACCCAGGUUAAAAAGGGGUUCCCUUUUUGGUACUUUGUAACCUUUUAAGAUAACCUUGGGGCUAGAGAUGACUUCGUGGGUUUAUUUGGGUUUUGUUUCUGAAAUUUCAUUGCUCCAGGUUUGCUAUUUAUAAUCAUAUUUCAUCAGCCUACCCACCCUCCCCAUCUUUGCUGAGCUCUCAGUUCCCUUCAAUUAAAGAGAUACCCAGUAGACCCAGCACAAGGGUCCUUCCAGAGCCAAGUGCUAUGAUGCCAUAUUGGAGAGGUCAGAUACCUCGCCCUGCUGCAUUUGCUCUUGUCUGGAUUAACUUUGUGAUUUUAUGCAGUAUUGUGCACGACUUCCUCCACCUUUCCCUUGGAUUCAAGUGAAAAAUGUUGCAUUAUUCCUCCAUCCUGUCUGGAACACACCAGGUCAACAUCAGAGAUCUCAGAUCAGAAUCAGAGAUCUCAGAGGGGAAUAAGUUCAUCCUCAUGGGAUGGUGAGGGGCAGGAAAGCGGCUGGGCUCUCGGACACCUGGUUCUCAGAGAACCCUGUGAUGAUCACCCAAGCCCCAGGCUCUCUUAGCCCCUGGAGUUCAGAAGUCCUCUCUGUAAAGCCUGCCUCCCACUAAGUCAAGAGGAACUAGAGUACCUUUGGAUUUAUCAGGACCCUCAUGUUUAAAUGGUUAUUUCCCUUUGGGAAAACCUCAGAAACUGAUGUAUCAAAUGAGGCCCUGUGCCCUCGAUCUAUUUCCUUCUUCCUUCUGACCUCCUCCUAGGCACUCUCACUUCUAGCCGAACUCCUAGCUCUGGGCAGAUCUCCAAGCGCCUGGAGUGCUUUUUAGCAGAGACACCUCCUUAAGCUCCAGGAUGACCUUGUAGGAGAUCUGUCUCCCUGUGCCUGGAGAGUUAUAGCCAGCAAGGUGCCCCCAUCUUAGAGUGUGGUGUCCAAACAUGAGGUGGCUUCCUAGUUACAUGAGGAUGUGAUCCAGGAAAUCCAGUUUGGAGGCUUGAUGUGGGUUUUGACCUGGCCCCAGCCUUGGGGCUGUUUUUCCGUGUUGCCCCGCUCUAGACUUUUAGCAGAUCUGCAGCCCACGGGCUUUUUUGGAAGGAGUGGCUUCCUGCAGGUGUUCUACCUGCCUUCGGAGCCUGCCACCCAGGCCCUCAGAACUGAGCCACAGGCUGCUCUGGCCAGGAGAGAAACAGCCCUGUUGUUCUGCAUUGGGGGAGGUACAUUCCUGCAUCCUCUCACCCCCUCAACCAGGAACUGGGGAUUUGGAGUGAGAUAUGGUCAAACUUGCAGAUAACCCCAAAGACGUGAAGAUCGCUUGUGAAACCAUUUUGAAUGAGUAGACUGGUUUCCUGUGGCUCCCUCCAGACCUGGCCAAGCCCAGCUUCCGAAGCAGGAACCAGCACUGUCUCUGUGCCUGACUCACAGCACACAGGUCAGGAAGGCAUGGAGACGGCAUUCUUGGACUUCACUGGGGCUGCUGGAUUGGAUGGGAAACCUUCUGGAAGAGGCAGAUGGGGGUCAAACCACUGCCUUGGCCCCAGGAAGGGGCCAUAGGUAGGUCUGAACAACUGCCGCAAGACCACUACAUGACUUAGGGAAUUUGAAACCAACUGGCUCAUGGAGAAAACAAAUUUGACUUGGGAAAGGGAUUAUGUAGGAAUAAUGUUUGGACUUGAUUUCCCCACGUCAUAACGAAGAAUGGAAGUUUGGAUCUGCUCCUCAUCAGGCGCAGCAUCUCUGAAGCUUGGAAAGCUGUCUUCCAGCAGCCUCCGUGGCCUCGGGCUCCUACCGGCUUCUCUGCGUUUGGUCUGCUGAUCGUGUUGCCAUAAUGUGUAUGGAAAGUGUAACACAUUCUUACCGGUUAGAGACGACUACCAGGUAUCUAACUUGUUUAACAUUGAGUUUGUGUGUGUGUGUGUAUGUGUAUGUGUUUUGUAUAUUGUUUACAUUUUGAGAGGUAGCAUUCUGUUUCAAAUGCUUUUUGUUUUUCUGACAGUAUUGUUGACUGGGUCACAACAUUUUGAGCUGUGGUUUGGUGGAUUUUCAAUUUUUUUUUUAAAGGUCAUUUGCUGUGCUAUCUUCAAAACCUUGAGUUUGGCCCCCAAUUUUUGGCAUUCAAAUGUUUAAAAGCUAUUUAUCUUGGUUUAUGCAAGUUUCCUUUCUCUUCUUUUUGUCAUGGCAUUCUAUUCGGUCUGCAGUUUGAAUGUAGAGAAAGUGGACUGAUCCCCCAAGCAUUGUCUGCCCCCACUCUUUCCUCCUUGGGUCCCACCAUUCUUUUACUGGGCAGUCGAAGGCAUCGGAGUGGAAGUGACUACCCUCAGCCUCACUCCCUGGGGCCAUGAAGAAAAGCUAAACAGUCUCAUGGCAUCUCAGAAUAAUGUUGGGUCUCCCAAGAAGAAAGGUGUUAAGAAUAAGGACAUGGCUGAUUAGGCGAGGCCAGGAUAGGGCUAAGGCCAGGAUUCCUGGCUGGCAUCCAGUCACGUCACCCCUUCUCCCAUCCUUCCCCCUCUUUUUCCACAAAUCCGCAGCCGAGACACUGUAGUCUCCCAGCCACAGUGAUGAGUGCCCUGGAGACUCCACUGACCUCUAGAUGAAGGCCCCUGGCCCUGGUUCCUGUUAAUUAACCACUGGGUCUUUUUGUCCCCCAGCACAAACUCCUUUCCUGUACCCUGUGGCUUGGGGGUCACAGGGCAUGCCGGGAAGCCACAGCUGAGGGGCGCAGACUGAAGCAGUGCUCCACCUCUCCUUUCUCUAGCUCAGGGGUUGCUGGUCUGUGGCAGGCGCCACGAGUGGCCCCUGUGGCUGUUCUCAGUGGCAGUCUCUUAAGUUCCCACCACAGGCAGCUCUUUAUCCCCUCUCCCUACUUCACUCUUUCUCUUGCCUGUGCUUUUGGCCUCAAACAGGCCUGCUGGUAGCGCUCAGGGCAUGAGGCUACGCUCCUGCCCUGCCUUUCCUGUCUUCGUGGUCUGCCAGGGCAUACCUUGGGGAGGUGGACCAAAGACCCAAGACUUUGCUCAGUAGCCAGUCCUACCCCCCAGUUGUCUUUUUACCAGUUCAGGGUGGGAGAGAAAACUGCAGCACCCCAGCAUGUGAGUUACUCAGGUGUUGGGGGCUGGAAGGGACAGUGCAUUUAAACAACACUCAGAGCUCUGGCCUUAAACCUGUGGCCCCCCAAGUCUAGGAGCCUCAUCUCUUUCUGGCAGUCGUGCGGGCAGGAGGUCCUGAAAGGGAAAACCCAUUUCAGACAACUGUUCCCCAAUCUACCAGCCAUCUGCAGGGGGCAGUGACGUGGCCCUCUCCCUCCUCUAGAAUGUGCCACUUAUGAAGAGUGCCCCAUGGGGAAAAGGAGACUCAGCUGUCCCUUGGCAGCUUGUGCCAGUAUCCCAGGGCAGAAGUUUCCACAGGAGCCUCUUGCCCUUGCGCAGAGCCGCUGUGUGAGGCGGUGGAAGCCAACACCCUUGGGGGAGGGGGCAGUACUGCUCGGCACACCCCAGCAUCAGGUCAGAUCAUUGAAAUUAAAAAAUGUGAAUGAAGUUCAUAUCCACCUUUUGGGGAAGCCCGACAAACCACCACCCCACCAAGUGUGUGACUUCUCCAUAUCCCACUGCAGUUUCCAUUUUUUAAAUAGGAAUUUUCAAUCCCCUGUGCUUGUCUAACGUCUGCUUUAAACAGUUUGAGACCCUGUUACUGUUUGAAAAUGCAUGCAUGUUACGAUGAAUCUCCAACCUGAGGAAAAAAAUAAAACUCAAAAAGCUUUCUGUA
Molecule: messenger RNA, 6273 nt
Organism: Pongo pygmaeus (Bornean orangutan)
Lineage: Eukaryota; Metazoa; Chordata; Mammalia; Primates; Hominidae
Gene: PIP4K2B
Product: phosphatidylinositol-5-phosphate 4-kinase type 2 beta
Exons: 9
Coding region: 543-2036 (497 amino acids)
Biological process (GO): phosphatidylinositol phosphate biosynthetic process
Cellular component (GO): plasma membrane
Molecular function (GO): 1-phosphatidylinositol-4-phosphate 5-kinase activity; 1-phosphatidylinositol-5-phosphate 4-kinase activity
Source: RefSeq, a predicted model, not a curated record